AUGGUCCAGAUCGCUCGCUCUUCUCGCACUGUGCUGCUGCUCGUUGCACUCUUUGCACUAGCCUCUCUGCUGGCUCAGCCCGCUUCGGCCGUCCCGGUGCCAGGCAACUCGUACGAGCGCCUCCAGCCUCACAAGACGAUGGGGCAAUUCCUCAGCAAGCCGCUCAAUUCCAGCCCUUGGUCAAAGAUCAAGAAGCUGUUCAACAUCUUCCCGAAGAAGUACUAG
Messenger RNA from Moesziomyces antarcticus, 225 nucleotides. RefSeq lists its product as uncharacterized. Bases 1 to 225 code for a protein of 74 amino acids. The record is from RefSeq and is a predicted model, not a curated record. Lineage: Eukaryota; Fungi; Basidiomycota; Ustilaginomycetes; Ustilaginales; Ustilaginaceae. The transcript is spliced from 2 exons.